Triticum dicoccoides is the source of this 1322-nucleotide messenger RNA. Its product is annotated as protein VTE6, chloroplastic-like. NCBI's taxonomy places the organism in Eukaryota, Viridiplantae, Streptophyta, Magnoliopsida, Poales, Poaceae. Bases 30 to 1016 code for a protein of 328 amino acids. The transcript is spliced from 5 exons. Gene Ontology annotation, cellular component: chloroplast inner membrane. The record is from RefSeq and is a predicted model, not a curated record.
GAACAAAAAAAGACCAACCGUGGCGGAAAAUGGCGUGCGGGCUCCCGCCGCUGCUCCACGCCCUCCUCUCCUCUCCGCCUCGCCCCCUCCUCCCCUCCCGCCCUCCCUCCCUCCUCGUGCCCAGAACCCUACCCCUAGUCACUCGCGCUCGCGGGCCUAGGGUCGCGCGCCACCUGUCCCCUGCCCCUCCGCGCGCGCUCCCGGACAUUGCCGCCGCGGCGGCGGGCCUCCGGGACGCGGUCACCGGCGCCUUCCAGGCGUCUCCGCCUACGUGGAGCUCGGCUGCCACCACCAACCUCGCCAUCUUCGUCGCGGGCACGCCGCUGCUCCUCUCCGGCCUCUCCGCCUCCGGCAUCGCGGCCGCCUACGUCCUCGGCACCCUCACGUGGCGCGCAUUUGGGGCCCAGGGUUUCCUCCUCGUCGCCGCCUACUUCGUAGUGGGCACAGCAGUGACCAAGUUAAAGAUAAAACAAAAAGAAGCUUUGGGAGUGGCUGAGAAAAAAGGAGGAAGGAGAGGUCCUGGUAGUGUUAUUGGUUCUAGUGCUGCUGGUUGUGUCUGUGCUCUCCUAUCAGUAUAUAAUGUGGGCGGGGGAGCAUUCGCGGAACUCUGGACACUUGGCUUUGUUGCAAGUUUCUGUACUAAACUCAGUGAUACAGUUUCCAGUGAAAUAGGGAAGGCGUAUGGAAGAACAACGUACCUAGUGACAACAUUUAAGGUUGUUCCAAGAGGUACGGAAGGUGCAGUCAGUGUUGAGGGCACUCUUGCUGGAAUUGUAGCAUCGACGUUUCUGGCAGGGAUUGGUUAUAUUCUGGGGCAGGUAAAUCUACCACAGGGUGUGCUAUGUGUUCUUGCAUCCCAGAUUGCAAAUUUUGGCGAGAGUUUGAUUGGCGCAACACUGCAGGAUAAGGAAGGUUUUGAAUGGCUGAACAAUGAUGUUGUCAACGUGGUCAAUAUCUCGGCCGGCGCCGUUUUGGCCGCUCUAAUGCAGCAGUUGCUAGUGAGCUGGCGCUCAUGAUCUUUCUUUCCUGACUUUUCUGCAGUGCAUCGGCUCUCAUAGUUUGUUAGUGGUACAGGCUGCUGGCAUUUGCUUGUGGAACUCGCAAUUGAGUGGAUGCACGUCUGUCUGUAUGGACGUGCUUCUCCUUUGUGACAUAUCUUCCUGUACUUCUAAUUCUAGUACUAGCUUACUAGCAUAGAUUUGUCAAGUAAAACUCUCUCUGCCAGAGCUUCAUAUGUCCUAGAAAUACUGUGCUGGCUGGCGUGCUACUAGCUACUCCAAACAAUGCUCAUUAUCCACUAGUUAAAACUCGUGAUUGGACAA